CCGCUCCCCACCCCCCGAGCUACCUGUGCGCCCCACCCCGUGCGCCUGCUCUGUGACUCAGUUUCCCUUGCUGCACCAUGGAGCGAGUGAUCCUGCCCCACCCCAGUGUGCUGGGGGGCAGGAGGGCGAGUGUGUGAUGUCCUGAUUUUGGCUGGAGGUUGCAGAGAAACCAUCUGAUGGGGAAGAAAGGGGCCAAGUGCAUCACGGGCUUCCUGGGGCUGCAGCCCCCAGCGCAGUUCCUCAUUCCCCUCGCACUCGGGCCUCAGGCUCGGUGGAGCUCAGCACUGGGGUGUUGGUGGCAGCGCUGAGGGGCCCCCACUGCCCCCAUCAUGGCAUCUGCUCUCACCGUCCUCCUCCUCGGCUGCUGGCUGGCCGGGCACAGCGGGGUGUGGGGAGAGCCCAGCUACCCCAAACCCAACAUCUCUGGGAUCCCCAGCGAGGGGGUUUCCUUGGGGAAAUCCGUGAGCAUCUGGUGUAAGGGGCAGCACCAGGCCGUGCAGUUCAUGCUGAAUAAAGAUGGACGCCACAUCCAAAGUGUGGAUGCGAACUCACAGGCUCUGUUUCUCAUCAACAUCGUGAGCCAGGAGCAAGGCGGGAACUACAGCUGCUCCUAUCGCAGCAAAUCGGAGCCGUUCAAUGUGUCGUACCCCAGCGACCCCGUGGAGCUGGUGGUGAGAGAUCCCAACUUACCCAGACCCAACAUCUCUCUGAGCCCCACUGGGGUCCCCGCCCCAGGGGCAGACGUCACCAUCCGGUGUGAGGGGCAGCGCCGGGACGUGAGGUUCUUCCUGCACAAGGCUGGAGACCUGAACCUGCAGUCCCUGGGGGGAGCCGUGGCCAUCUGGUGUCGGGGGCAGCGCCGGGGCGUGCGGUUCGUGCUGAAUAAAGAGGGACGUAAUUUCCGACCUGUGGAUUCAGACGAGUCUGAGGUUGUGUUUCCCAUCAGCAACGUGAGCUGGGAGGAUGGCGGGAGCUACAGCUGCUCCUAUCACAGCAGAUCGGAGCCGUUCAACGUGUCGCACCCCAGUGACCCCGUGGAGCUGGUGGUGAGAGAUCCCAGCUUACCCAGACCCUCCAUCUCCCUUCCGCAUCCCCAGCGUGGAGAGCCCUUCGUCUCCUCGCAGCCCAGCGACCCCGUGCAGCUGGUGGUAGCAGCAGCCCCCCUGGAUUUCACCAACACCAACAUCACCCGCCUGGUGCUGAGCGCCGCGGUCCUGCUCGUCCUGGGGCUGAUCCUGGCCGAGGCCUAUUACAGCCGCCUGAGAGGGGCCCCUAGGAGCCUGGAUCCGGCCCUGCAGGGAAGAGACUCUCCCUGGGGGACAAGUGGAUUCCUCAUGGGGUGCGGAGACGCUGGCGCAAACGCCCUGCCCCCAAACACCCCUGUCUCGGAGAAUCCCCCCACCAAACAGCUCCCGAGCUGACAGUGGUGUGACGGGUUCGGUCACAGAGACCCCCUUGGGACUGUCACCUGAUGGGCUGAGACUCCCUCUGAGCCCUUUUUCUCUGCCACUUUGGGUCUCCAGAAACCUGCCUUGUUGAGCAGGACACACUAGCCAGCUGCAAACACAGACCCAGGGUCUGAACUGUGCCCCCAAAGCUGCACUUAACUGAAAACAGCUUAAGAAGUGCUCCUGUCUUCAGCACCCAGACACUCGGCUCCCAAUGGGAGCCAAGCCCCAAAUCAAUCCAUUUUACUCUGUAAAGCUUAUACAGGGUGAACUCAUAAAUCAUCCGCCCUCUAUAACACUGAUAGAGAGAUUUGCACAGCUGUUUGCUCCCCCAGGUAUUAAUCACU
Mauremys mutica (yellowpond turtle) is the source of this 1795-nucleotide messenger RNA. Its product is annotated as immunoglobulin superfamily member 1-like. The transcript has 11 exons. Lineage: Eukaryota; Metazoa; Chordata; Testudines; Geoemydidae. The record is from RefSeq and is a predicted model, not a curated record. The coding region runs from base 330 to 1421 and encodes 363 amino acids.